Molecule: messenger RNA, 1548 nt
Organism: Lodderomyces orthopsilosis Co 90-125
Lineage: Eukaryota; Fungi; Ascomycota; Pichiomycetes; Serinales; Debaryomycetaceae
Gene: RCA1
Product: Rca1p
Exons: 1
Coding region: 1-1548 (515 amino acids)
Biological process (GO): regulation of DNA-templated transcription
Molecular function (GO): DNA-binding transcription factor activity
Source: RefSeq, a predicted model, not a curated record
AUGGCAUUUGACCCUCAUGCCCAGGGAUUAGCUCCUGAUGGUACUGUACCUGCAACACAACAGCUGAAUCUUCAACAAAGUGCUCCGCUUGUUCAACAACAACAACAACAGCAGCAGCAGCAGCAACAACAACAGGUACCGGUUCCUUUUCCUGAGAUAUCAGGUACCGAAACAGCGUCUAACAUGUCCAAUUUUAACUUGAGCCAUAAUCAAAAUGCACAACAUUUGCAACACCAACAAUUUCAACAAGCACAAGCACAGGCUCUCAAUGCUAGGUAUCAGCAACAACAACAACAAGCCCAACAACAGGUACAGCAGCUACAACAGAAACAGCACCAGAAGCAGGUGCAACAACAACAGCAGGCACAAGCUCUACACCAUCGUAGUCAUUCACACAAUAUAUCUACUCAAGACCUACAUGAUGCCGUGGAUAUCAAACAAGAACAAUUACCACCAACCAAGAAACCAGCUCCAGAACAAAGACCAUCACUACAAUCACAACAACAAAAGAGCUUCAACCAUUCUUAUUUGAAUCUACCUCCUCAUAAUCCAUUUGAUUUCAAUUCAUAUCCAAUUACAAAUCCACCUAUAUUUGAUUCUACCUUUAUGUUGCCUUAUUCAAUAGACGGGGUACCCAGAAGAAGAAGAAUUUCCAUAUCUAAUGGUCAAAUUGGUCAGAUUAUGAAUCAUGAAGCAUUUUUUGAUAAUGAUGAAUUUAGUUCUUUAGAUGAUGACUUUACACAACGAUUUAAUGAUUAUGAAUUGAAUAGAUCAGCUACUACCACACAACAGCAACUGGAAAUGCCUCCUUCUCAAGCACAGGCGCAAACACAGCAACAGUCCCAUACUGGAUUUCUUGGUAAUGCUCAACACGGAUUUGCUAGUAUAACUCCUGCCAGUGAUAAUGAUUCUUCUGCUAGUACCAUUCUAGCUACAUCUGUCAAUAAUAUGACAUCAGCUAAUGCAGAUCAAUUGACAGGACAACAAGAUAUUAGCAUGCAACCUCAACAACAACAUCAUCUACCUGUAACACAACCACACCAACCACAACCUCAACAUCCAAUACCCCAACAACAGUUGCACCCACCAACACAACCUCAACAACACAAUCAAGUACCACCACCAGCACAAUCAGCACAAUCAGCACCACCAAUACCAGCACAACUUCCUCCACAACAACCCACCCCAUCUCGCCCUCUUUCCCCACCCGUUGCUGGCUUACCUCCUCCAAACCACCUGUUAAUCUACAACAACGAAAUUAUCUAUAACCCAAACAACGGCCCCAUAAUGGGCACUGCUGCUUGGAAAAAGGAGAGAUUGUUAGAACGUAAUCGAAUUGCCGCAUCCAAAUGUCGUCAACGUAAAAAACAAGCACAAAUGACGUUGCAAGAAAAUGUCGCCAAGAUGGAAAAAGAUCUAAAACAAAAACUGGAUCAAUUAAAUCAUUUACAACUGGUUUUGAGUCAUUACAAGCUAAAUAUUCAAAAGUAUUUGGAAAGUGAUGAACGAGAUGAAAAAUUGUUGAAGGAUUUAAUAGAGUUUAUAUAA